AUGCAAAACGUCCCGCAGGAGUCACACCCUGUGACAGGAGCGCCAAUGGCAACUGAGGGUUAUCGGGAAAUCACUGAAGACUUUGAAGUAACGACGAAAUUCCCGUCUUCUAACGGGAGCUUUGAAGAGAUUAAAAGCAAGUUUCGGAUCGUAUGCUCCCUGCCUAAGACGGUCACGCAGCCCUACCCCGUCAUUUUAGUGCCCGAGGACCACUGUUCCGGCCAGAUUUGGGAAGAGAAGCCUGACGGAGGCCCUGGAUGGAAGCCCAACCUCCUCGAGAGAGGAUUUCAAGUGAUCACGGUAACCUUGCCAUGCGUUGGGCAAGAAUGUCUUAAAGAUCACGCAAAAUUAAGCGUGAUGGUAAAAAGACCAGACCGGGCAGUCAUGUCGAAGGCCUUUACGGCCCCGAGUUACGAUGGCGCGGCGCCCUGGUCUGCUGCUAAAACACACACGAAGUGGCCCGGACUUGGCGUGUCCAACGACACCGUCUUUGAGCAUUUUUUCCGGUCUUUACAUCCGGUGAAACACACACGCAACGAAAGACAAUUGCUUGGCCAGGCAGCCGUGGUCAAAAUCCUUCGCCAGACACAUAAAAAGUGCAUCAUCAUUGGCCACGGGACCGGUGCAACCAUUGGCCUUCUCGCCGCUGACAAGGAACCAGAUCUUGUCCUCAGCGUAGUCUCUAUAGAACCAGACGGCCCUCCCUUCGGCUAUCCUACUCUCGAACUCGAAACUGGAAAGCUCGUCGUACAGUAUAAUCCAGCGGUGCGCAAGUAUGGACUGGCGGACGUGCCAGUUACUUGUAACGUUGAGCUCGAUCCAAUGACUCCAUUCGACCUCGAGAAGGUUAGUUUUAAGGACAACAGCGGAGAAGCAAUUCUCCAGAUCAAGGGAAAGGGGAGAAAGGUUAAAGUCCUCAAAAACCUCGCAAAGGCCAAGCACCUAAUUGUGACUGGCCACAGCGGUUUUCACACAACAUAUGACCGAGCCACCGUGGACUUCAUGGUCCAGGGUGGCCUGACGGUGGACUGGAUCCGCCUGGCGGAGUUUGGGAUGGCCGGCAACGGCCAUUUCAUGAUGUUAGAGACGAACAGCUCUAGCAUCUUAAACCUUAUACACUCUUGGUUGGCCGAUGCUCAUACUAUGGUUUCCAUCCCCGCCGGUUCGCGAUAUGACAAGGUUGCAACUUCGACAAUGCGCCAUGACAGCAACUGCCGCACACAGCAGGCAAGAGUCGGUGGUUACAAAUUCACCGGCGAAGAUGUUCGCAGUGCUGUGUUGAAACGUACAGUUGAACACACACAUUCUGAGAACUCUGAAGCCUCUCAAGAGCCCAAGAAAAGGAUCAAGCUUACCCUUCACAGCAACAAAGAGACUGCCAGUCAAGGUGCUCAGCGGAAGAUUGCUGUUAAGCAAGCUGCCCGAAACGUAUGGACCAAGGAUUGGACUCAGCGGAAGAUUGCUGCAGAGUCCACAGCACACCCGAGCACAGCUCUAUCAUCUCAGGCGACCAGUGCUGCCGUCAAUAACCGUUCCACGCAGCAUGUACUUCUGCUUCCGAAGUCAACGGUUCAUAACCAGCAUAAUCCUAUGCAACACAACGCACCCUAUGGGACCCCGAAUCCUCCGAGUCAAGCUCAUCAACAGCAUCGGGGUCACCAACAGAAUAAUGCUCCCCAGCAGUACCACAGCCUGCAUCAGAACAUUCAGUUCCCAACAGGACUGUUUACCAGUUCCGUAUACAACCAGUUCCCAGCAGGACUGUCUACCAGUUCAGGAUCCAACCAGGCCCCUCAGGGAACCAUUAGGCAGCCCCAGAACGCAGGCUCAAACCAGCUCCUCUACCCGCAAGUUACGACUGCUGAUGCUGGGCUAUCACAGAGCGCUAGUUUUUAUCACGCCAGCGCAACUCAGAAAACACCUUCACAGCAGAGCGAUGCACAGACGACGAGCCAGUACACUUACCUAGCGCAGCAAGCCCCCUCCAAUCAACACAAGACUAGCGACCAAAUCCAGCUGACAGGGUUCGAGAUGAACGCUGUAGACUGGACCACUGAAAAUUGGAACAUCGACUGGGGAACCCAAGAUGUUUCCCACAGCAAUCAAUUCUCUGAGGCUGCGAUGUCGAACUUUCUCAGCAUGGACGCUGUGGCAAACAUGACUGGUCUUGUCACGGAGCCUCAAGCUGCUGGAGUAGGCUAG
Molecule: messenger RNA, 2202 nt
Organism: [Torrubiella] hemipterigena
Lineage: Eukaryota; Fungi; Ascomycota; Sordariomycetes; Hypocreales; Clavicipitaceae
Source: the annotation of a GenBank genome assembly